GCCUUCGCAAAAAACACUCGCGAUGCUCGCCAAAUUUCUCUUUCUCGCGUCGGCGCUCGCCGUAGCCCACUGCGAGACCGACGACUCUACGCUGCUCGCCAGGGCCCAUAACCAGUUCGCCGUGAACCUGCUCAAGGAACUCGCGACCCAAAAUCCUUCGGCCAAUGUCUUCUUCUCGCCGACCAGCAUUGCCGCAGCGUUCGGUAUGGCCUAUGCCGGCGCAAGGGGAGGGUCCGAGGCCGAGCUGAACUCGGUGUUUGGCCACACCGAUGUGGGCCUCACCGACCGAAGCAGGCUGCUCGCGGCGUACAAAAACCUCCUGGAACUGUCGGCUUCGCCGAACGUCACUCUGGACGUGGCUAACGUGGUUCUGGCGCAGGAUCGCUUCCCCAUAUCCGACAGCUACAAACAGCAGCUUCGCGAAAUCUUCGACGCGGACGUGAAGUCCGCGAACUUUCUCGAGGACGGUCCCAGGGUGGCGGCCGAAGUUAACGCCUGGGUGCGUGGCAAGACCAGGGGCAAGAUCUCCGGCAUCCUAUCGGAGGGUCAGCCGCUGGACAUCGUGCUCUUCAUCCUGAACGCCGUCUACUUCAAGGGUACCUGGGUAACCAAGUUCGACGCCCACAGGACUAUAAACAAGCCCUUCCUCAACCUGGGAACCACGGAGGUGAGCAAACCGGCGAUGCACCUGAGGGCGCGCUUCCCCUACGCGAGAGUCGAACCCCUCCACGCCUCCGCGCUGGAGAUACCUUACGAGGGAGACCGGUUCACCAUGGUGGUCCUGCUUCCGGACAACGCUACUGGACUCACAGCGGUCAGAAACGGCCUGUCGCUGGCCACACUCGAAGACGUGGGCGGCAGGCUGAGCUUCAGGGACGUCAUCCUGCAGCUUCCCAAGUUCGAUAUGAGUCUGAGUUACGGCUUGAUACCAGCGAUGAGGGCCAUUGGGUUGAACUCUGUGUUCGGAGGAUCGGCCAACUUCAGCGGUAUCAGCGAGGCCGUGCCGCUGGUCAUAUCCGACGUGCUCCACAAGGCUGCCGUCGAGGUGAACGAGGAAGGAACCGUCGCGACCGCAAUCACUGGGCUCGGUUUCGUGGCGCUGUCGGCUCACUACAGCCCGCCGCCACCCAUCGAGUUCACGGUGGAUCGCCCGUUCAUCUUCUACAUCAGAGACAGGAGCACUAACCGGGUUCUCUUCAUCGGACAGGUUAACACACUCUGAGUCUUCCCUCCCGCGGCACGACAGGACUGGCGAGUGAGAAGGAUGUGCCGCUUCUACGACGUAAGAAAGAACGUCCUUCAAAUAAAGCACGG
Rhipicephalus sanguineus (brown dog tick) is the source of this 1314-nucleotide messenger RNA. Its product is annotated as leukocyte elastase inhibitor. The record is from RefSeq and is a predicted model, not a curated record. NCBI's taxonomy places the organism in Eukaryota, Metazoa, Arthropoda, Arachnida, Ixodida, Ixodidae. The transcript has a single exon. Bases 23 to 1222 code for a protein of 399 amino acids. Gene Ontology annotation, molecular function: serine-type endopeptidase inhibitor activity.